GAUCGACUUCUUUCGUCUGUGCGUUGCAGGACGGCUUUUCUACCUUUAUUGUAGAAUUUGUUUUCAGGGGUUAUCACGACAAUCCUAAGAAAAUGGUCCAAAAAAAGUUAAAGAAAAAGACUGGGAAGAAGGUAGCAGCAGCCCCACUUGCUGUUAAAAAACCAGAAGUACAGAAGGUGGUGAAUCCUUUGUUUGUGAAAAGGCCAAGGAAUUUUGGAAUUGGCCAAGACAUCCAACCGGCGCGUGAUCUGAGUAGAUUUGUCAGGUGGCCGAAAUAUGUCAGGAUCCAACGUCAGAAGGCCAUUCUUCAAAAGAGGUUGAAAGUGCCUCCAUCCAUCAACCAGUUUUCACAAACAUUAGAUAAACAGACCCAAACCCAGUUGUUUAAAAUUUUGGAUAAGUACAGGCCGGAAUCUGCUGCAGCCAAAAAACAGCGGCUAAAAGCUAGAGCCGAAGGCAAGGUCGCCAAGAAAGAGGACACUCCGACAAAACGUCCUAAUGUUGUUCGUCAAGGAGUUAACACUGUUGUGAAGCUUGUCGAACAAAAGAAAGCCCAGAUUGUUGUCAUCGCCCACGAUGUUGACCCACUAGAACUUGUUCUUUUUCUGCCAGCGUUGUGCAGAAAGAUGGGUGUCCCAUACUGUAUUGUCAAGGGCAAAUCCCGCCUGGGCAGACUUGUCAGGAGAAAGACUUGUACUGCUGUAGCUUUGACUCAGGUCGAUUCUGGCGAUCGAGUCAACCUCACCAAGGUAGUUGAAGCUGUCAAGACCAACUAUAACGAGAGGUAUGAAGAAAUCAAGAGGCAUUGGGGCGGCGGCCUCUUGGGUGCAAAGUCUGCAGCUAGAAUAGCUAAGUUAGAGAAAGCGAAAGCGCGUGAAUUGGCCCAAAAGCAGGGAUAACCUUUUAUGAAAAUAUAUUCCUUGUUUUAAUAA
Molecule: messenger RNA, 932 nt
Organism: Cimex lectularius (bed bug)
Lineage: Eukaryota; Metazoa; Arthropoda; Insecta; Hemiptera; Cimicidae
Gene: RpL7A
Product: 60S ribosomal protein L7a
Exons: 6
Coding region: 93-899 (268 amino acids)
Biological process (GO): ribosome biogenesis
Cellular component (GO): ribonucleoprotein complex
Source: RefSeq, a predicted model, not a curated record